Molecule: messenger RNA, 782 nt
Organism: Manduca sexta (tobacco hornworm)
Lineage: Eukaryota; Metazoa; Arthropoda; Insecta; Lepidoptera; Sphingidae
Product: protein Wnt-2-like
Exons: 3
Coding region: 47-484 (145 amino acids)
Biological process (GO): multicellular organism development; canonical Wnt signaling pathway; cell fate commitment
Cellular component (GO): extracellular region
Molecular function (GO): frizzled binding; cytokine activity
Source: RefSeq, a predicted model, not a curated record
AUGGAACUGCAGCGGCGUCGGCGACGGCAACCACUUCGGACACGUUAUGCCGAUGGCGACUCGCGAGGCCGCGUUUACGUACGCCAUCACGUCAGCUGGCGUGACGCAUGCGCUGAGCAUGGCGUGCGCGCGCGGCGAGCUGCCCGCCUGCGGCUGCACCGCCAACAGACGGCGCGUAGUGAACGCAGUGGAGCAGUUCCAGUGGGGCGGGUGCGGGUCAGGCGCGUUUGGUGCGCGCGUGGCGCGGCGGUUCCUCGACGCGCGGGAGCUCGAGCGGGAUGCGCGCGCGCUCAUGAACCUGCACAACAACCGCGUCGGCCGGAAGGUGAGCGAGGUACUACGCACUGCACCUGCACUUGUAUAUACACAUUUUUUUAUAAAAAGGUGUAGAUUGUAUAUCUGCGAGUGGCACGCAAAAUUGAAGAUAAUUAGCGUAAUCAGUUAUAGUAUUGAGUAUCGAAAAAUGUUAAAUUGUAAAAUGUAGGUACAUAGUGUAAUUUUGACUCUUUGAACGACCAACAUCUCAGUCCAACCCUUAAGUAUGAAGGCUGCAAUCUUUUAUCGUCGGGACAAAAUUAUAAUACAAAAAUCCGCGAUAAAAUAGUUGUAUUUCGAAGUCUAACAUUUGCGUAAGAAUAAGAAAUCAUUAGUAUUGAGUAUCUUUUGAAGUAUGUUGCCUAAAUAUUGUUCGAUAAAAUGUCCUGUAUGAUACAGUACGUAUUAUACUGAGGCGUACUAUUUCCACGUGUCAUAUUGUUGUUUGCUAUAAUAUUAGGCAAAUG